This is a messenger RNA of Brassica rapa (field mustard), 729 nucleotides long. Its product is annotated as protein AE7. Lineage: Eukaryota; Viridiplantae; Streptophyta; Magnoliopsida; Brassicales; Brassicaceae. The record is from RefSeq and is a predicted model, not a curated record.
UUCUUUGUUUAAAUAUUUCGGCAGAGAAGCAUGGUUUCUAGGUUAAGUAAUGAGAAGCCAAUCGUGUACGAGACUAAAGAGCAUCAUGUUCGUCCUGAUUCGAGCAAUACAGAUGAGCUUUCACUAGAACCAAUCGACCAUCUCAAGAUUUUUGAUCAUAUAAGAAAUAUCAAAGAUCCAGAGCGUCCUUCUUCGUUGGAACACCUUAAAGUACUUACAAAAGACUCAGUCGAAGUGGAUGAUGACAAGAGUUAUGUUAGGGUUACAUUCACUCCAACUAUGAAACUUUGUGGCAUGACUACCUUAAUCGGUCUUUGUGUCCGCGUGAAACUUAUGCGAAACCUUCCUGGGCGAUACAAAGUUGAUAUAAGAGUAGCACCAGGUACUCAUGUAACAGAGGCUGCAGUCAAUAAACAACUAAACGACAAAGAACGUGUGUCCGCUGCAUUAGAGAAUCCAUACAUCGUGGAGAUCGUCGAUGAAUGUCUUUCCCAUCAUUUAAAUGUUGCUUGAUGCCCUCAAGGUUCACUAUCGUGAUAUGUCUCUGCUUCUACCGCAAAGAUUUUCAUCAACUAGGACUUAUCUUGUGUUCAGUUUAUUGUUUCGAUCUAGACUUAGAACUUAUCCAUGGAAUGAUAAUUGAUAUGACCCUAUUAUUAGGCAUUUGCUUUCUUGGAAAGGAAACAACGAGAAGAAGAUUAAUAUUUUUGGAAAGGAUUAUUUCAAUUA